Molecule: messenger RNA, 1525 nt
Organism: Haliotis rubra (blacklip abalone)
Lineage: Eukaryota; Metazoa; Mollusca; Gastropoda; Lepetellida; Haliotidae
Exons: 5
Coding region: 73-1215 (380 amino acids)
Source: RefSeq, a predicted model, not a curated record
ACCCGUUUUGUAUGCAGCUACCUGGCUUUGGGUGACGUUUUCAACAAGGAUGUAUAUUACAGUUUACAUAGCAUGCCCCAGCUACUUCCUGGUAGGCUUAUUCUACAUGGAGAACUGAAUAUCUGUUCGACGGACAUGAGCUACUGGAGUUUUACUGUUUGUUUGUGCUACAUUCCUCUGGGGAUUUAUGCAGGCACAACACACACAAGUAAGGCAUGCUAUGGAGCUAGUGAUCGUUCCUGUAAUUUUCACAACAUCGAAUGCAACAGCUCCCAGCAGAUUUGCAUCUGUGAUGCUUACUACACAGACAAUACAGAGUGUAUCUCUGAUUGCAGCAAUGUAGACUUUGACAACGUGACAGAAGAUGGACAUUACAUGUUCAGCAAAGAGGACCUAGACUCUUUAUACGUGAAGUGCUCUACACAUAGUGAAUGUGUGUAUCAUGCUCCAUGGCAGGGCACAGAUCAUACAUUCUCUGUCGUGAAAUAUCAGUGUGUUGACAGUCGUGGAGUCAAAUGUCUCAACAAAUCCGAAUUUGAAUUGCAAGGACUGGGUGAACCUGAUGAGGAAGCUGGUGCAGAUGUCGGCGCAGCUGUUGGUGGAGUCGUGGCCUCAGUCGUUGCUGUGGUGAUCAUUGUAAUAGUCACAAUGUGGUAUUUACGAAAACGGAGAAACAAUAAGGAUGAGAAAUCAGCCAAACAGCAGGAUCACGAAACUCAAAGAAAACCCCAUAAUAUCUCACAGAGCCAUUACCAGGAAAUAGAUGACUCACAGAUACGCGGACUUUCGAAUAAUCAUGACUAUGCUACUGUUGAAGGUAUGCCGGCUACACCAAAUACACAUGCUUAUCUCACAAUCGAACCAAUCACUGGAUCAAAUGCACAACAGAAUCCUGAUACUAUAUCCAAGGAAGAUGAUUAUGACCACAUCGGAGACAAACCAUCUGACCUCAGCAGCAACUACGAUACCACAGCUUCGGUUGCCCAGUCAGUAGGAAGUCGGGCACAUUCUCGAGAAGAUGACUACGGCUACAAUCGCCUCCAGGAAACACCGUGCACUAAAACAGUCCAGAAUGACUACGACACUACAACUACUGCAGGCAAGGCAGCACAGCUGGGGAGGAAUGAUGACAAGACUCCGAGCUCGCCUUAUGAUACUGCGGGGAAAAUGGGAGAUGGUUUUGGUGACUAUGCCGUUGCAGGACCCAUGCGAUGAUCGCAUAUUUAAACACGUCUAUCAGUUGGAAUUGUCAGUUGCUUCUCUGUACGGCCAAGCUGUGUUAUGUGAAUUCAUCUCUUUUUGGAGACAUAGAAUCUUCUUUUCUAAACUGAGAGAAAUGUUUGUGUUUUACGACAACGCAUAUACUUUCGACAAAAUGUACUGUACCAUGAAUUUAAUACUAUUUUACGAACAUUGAUGAUAAGUAAUAUAGAAUGAAAGAAUGAAUAACAUUAUUUUGUAUUUGUAAAUAGUUUCAUUGUGACCUCAUGGUUGUUAUAAAUAAAACGCUGAAUUAUCAACAACA